This is a messenger RNA of Kluyveromyces marxianus DMKU3-1042, 2211 nucleotides long. RefSeq names its product RNA helicase (gene DHR2). The record is from RefSeq and is a predicted model, not a curated record. Lineage: Eukaryota; Fungi; Ascomycota; Saccharomycetes; Saccharomycetales; Saccharomycetaceae. The transcript has a single exon. Gene Ontology annotation, molecular function: ATP binding; RNA binding. The coding region runs from base 1 to 2211 and encodes 736 amino acids. Gene Ontology annotation, cellular component: intracellular anatomical structure; catalytic step 2 spliceosome.
AUGGCCAAAGCCAAGACAACUGCAAGAACACAGGGCAAAGAGGUCAAGAAACGCGGGUUCCGUGCGGUUGACAAGACGGCUCGUCAACCAGCAGUUGUGUAUUUCGAAGAGAAAGGAGCAAAAAGUGGUGCUAGCGAUGCUGCUGAUGAUGAUGAUGAUGAUGAUGAGGUUAAUCAGCAUGUUUCAAGACAAGAGUUGAAGACAAGGGCAGCGAGGUUGUUGAAGGUACGUGAGAGUUUGCCCGUGUUUCAGAACCGCGAAAGGAUCAUGUCGCACAUAAGAUCUAACCCUGUGACGGUGCUUAUUGGUGAGACUGGUUCUGGUAAGUCGACGCAGAUCCCGCAAUUUUUGAUGGACGAAGUUUUGGGCAACGGUAGUGGCAGUGGUGGAAAAGCAGGAGGAGCGAUAGCGGUGACGCAGCCCAGAAGAGUGGCAGCGAUCAACUUAGCGACACGUGUGGCUCAGGAACACGGGGUUCAGUUGGGCCAAGAGGUCGGGUACUCGGUUAGAUUCGACAACAAGAGCCACAAGGGCCGGACACGGCUCAAGUACUUGACAGACGGUAUGUUAAUCCGGGAAUUGAUGUUGGACAAGAACUUGUCAGGGUACAAGUGUGUGGUGAUUGACGAAGCUCACGAGCGUACGGUGUUGACGGACUUAAUUUUGGGGUUCUUGCGGGAGCUCCAGCGCGGGAAGCGUCCUGAUUUGAAGGUGGUGGUGAUGUCUGCGACGCUUCAAGCGGAUUUGUUCAGCCGAUUUUUCGAUGAGGCGCCUGUGCUAUUUGUGGAGGGCCGUAAGUUCCCAGUGGAGCGGUUCUACUUGCCACGGGCGUGCGAUGACAUAGUGGAUGCGGUGGUUCGUGCUGCGGUGCAAUUGAACAGCAGUGAGGGCAUUAUUAGCGGCGGCAGUGGCAGCAGCGGUGGUGACAUAUUGUGUUUCUUGCCGGGGCAAGAAGAGAUCGACAAGGCAGUAUCUAUUUUGAACAAGAUCUCGCCUGUUUUGGACCGGACGGUGCCCCGGAUCCAGGCGUUCCCAUUGUACGCUGCACUCGCGCCACGGGAGCAAGCGAGAGUGUUCGAGCCCUUGAAGGGGUUCCGUCGUAAAGUGGUUUUGGCGACGAAUAUUGCGGAAACCUCUGUGACGAUUCCCGGUGUGAAGUAUGUGGUGGAUUGCGGGCUACGUAAGGUGAAAGUGUGGAGACACCAGCUAGGGCUUGCGACGUUGCUUACCGUGCCGGUAUCGAAGGCGAGUGUGGCGCAGAGGGCUGGUCGUGCCGGUAGAGAGAGUGCAGGUAAGUGUUUCCGUCUUUUCACCGAGAAGGACUACGAGAGGCUCCCAGCGCAGUCUGAAUCUGAGAUCACGCGAAGCGAGAUCACGUCGCCGAUCCUCAUGUUGAAGCAGUACGGUGUGCAAGACGUGGUGAACUGGUCGUGGCUGGAGCAUCCAGGGCGCGAGGCGAUUGUGAGUGCGUUGAAAGAGUUGUACGAAUUGCAAGCGUUGGACGAUGCGGGCAAGAUCACGGAAUUGGGUCGCAAGAUGGCAUUGCUACCGCUAGCACCGCACCUCAGUGCUGUGCUUUUGGAAGCGCAAGAAAGAGACGUGUUGGAUGCGGUGGUGGACAUUGUUGCAUGUUUGAGUGUUGAGAAUUUAGUGUUGAACCCGAUGCCCGAAGAGCGGGACGAGGUGAACGAGAGAAGACGGGCCGUGUGCCCCUUGGGGACACGGUACGGGGAUCUACUGAUGCUCAAGGAGUUGUAUGAGGCGUACGAGUCGCUGGCGAGCGCUGGCGAGCGCCAAGAGUGGUGCAAGCGCCUGUGCUUGUCGCAGCGAGGCUUCAAGAACGUGAUCAAAGUGCGACAGCAGUUGCUGUCGUACGUCGAGAGGCUGUACAAGGUCAAGGGUAAUGUAAGUAAAGAGUACGACGAGGAUCGAACCCUGGACGUUGCGCAGGUGCUCAAGUGUUUCUUGCGCGGCUUCGUCAAGAACACGGCGAUCGGGAUGCCGGACAAGUCGUUCCGCACGACCCCCACGGGCGAGACCAUCGCGAUCCACCCUUCGUCGAUGCUCUUCAUGAGCGACGUCACGUGCUCUGCGAUUCUGUACAUCGAGCACGUGUUCACGACGAAGGGGUACGCGCGGUCUGUGUCGCGGAUCGAGCUGGCGUGGUUGCAGGAGGUCGCGUCGGGGGUGCUGAAGCAGGGUACCCGGUAG